Molecule: messenger RNA, 678 nt
Organism: Umbelopsis ramanniana AG
Lineage: Eukaryota; Fungi; Mucoromycota; Umbelopsidomycetes; Umbelopsidales; Umbelopsidaceae
Exons: 2
Coding region: 127-543 (138 amino acids)
Biological process (GO): mitochondrial electron transport, cytochrome c to oxygen
Cellular component (GO): mitochondrial inner membrane
Source: RefSeq, a predicted model, not a curated record
CGGUCGAGCGACAAAGACGUUAAAAUUGAUGACGUCGACAAGGGAAUUUUGUUUUCCUUGCUGCCUGCAUUAACAACAAUCAGCUCAUAAAUAACUUUCCCUCCUCAUCCACACUACUCAUUCAUAAUGCUCCGUGUCGCUCUCACUGGCGCUAUCUCCCGUGCUACUGCUCGUUCUGCCAUCGUUGCAGCUCCCCGCUCUGCUGUCGUUGCUCAACGUUUCUACUCCAGCGGACACGAAGAAGAGUCUUACGAAUCAUUCUCUGAACGCUAUGUCAAGUUCUUCGAUGGUGUUGAUGAUUUGUUCGAAUUGCAGCGCGGUCUCAACAACUGCUUUGCCUACGAUUUGGUUCCCUCCGUUGCUGUCAUCGAAGCUGCAUUGAAGGCUUCCCGCCGUGUCAACGACUUCCCCACCUCUGUCCGUAUCUUUGAAGGUAUCGAGGAUAAGGUUGAGAACAAGAAGCAAUACCAAGAGUACCUUGAUGAAUUGGCUCCUCUUCGCAAGGAGCUUGGUAUUGAGACUAAGAACGAACUCGGAUUUUAGAACCUAUCAAAUGUGAGGACGACAUUAGAGAUGAUUUUUAAUAAAAGUUGAAAGGUUAUGUUUAUACAUUCAAUGGCAAGAUUUAAAGGUUACACGGGAUGUUAUGGAACGGCCAAGCAUUCAACGUUGAUCGGC